Messenger RNA from Psammomys obesus (fat sand rat), 845 nucleotides. RefSeq names its product chromatin accessibility complex subunit 1 (gene Chrac1). Gene Ontology annotation, cellular component: nucleus; CHRAC. Bases 13 to 405 code for a protein of 130 amino acids. Gene Ontology annotation, molecular function: protein heterodimerization activity. Lineage: Eukaryota; Metazoa; Chordata; Mammalia; Rodentia; Muridae. The transcript is spliced from 3 exons. The record is from RefSeq and is a predicted model, not a curated record.
CGGACGCGGAAGAUGGCGGACGCGGCCGUGGGUAAGGACAAGUGCGGGGAACAGCGGCUCGUGUCGCUGCCCCUGUCCCGCAUCCGAGUCAUCAUGAAGAGCUCUCCUGAGGUGUCCAGCAUCAACCAGGAGGCGCUGGUGCUCAUGGCCAAGGCCACGGAGCUCUUUGUUCAGUAUCUAGCCACCUGUUCCUACAGACAUGGCAAUGGCAAAGUCAAGAAAGCGCUGACAUACAGUGACUUAGCCAGCACAGCAGAAGACUCAGAGACACUUCAGUUUCUUGCAGAUAUAUUACCAAAGAAGAUUUUAGCUAGUAAGUACCUGAAAAUGCUAAAAGAGAAGAGGGAGGAAGAGGAGGAAGAGAAUGAGGAUGAUGAAAGUGACGCUGCUGAAGCCCUGGCAUAAGCCAGCAAGAAGCGCUCUCAGUGAGCCCAGGGAGCAUGCUCAAGGACAGACUGACAGCUGGGAAAUGAUGGGCACUGCAGCUUUGUCUCAGACUUGCAGCUUGUUUCAUCCCUUCUUGCAGUGGGAAAGACUGGACAGCAGCCUCCCCCACAGGCCCUCCAGCCAUCUCCCUCUAAUCCCAGGAGAGCCCUGGGCAGAUGGCUCUGCUCUGGCUUUGGGAACAGCAGCACAUACCACUGAGCUUCACAUUGAACUUGCAGGGAAGACCUGGAAAGCUCCAUGUCAGCUGUGUAGUCACUUGGACAUCCUGUUCUCAGAAAUGGCUACACCAUACUGUGCUACCUUUGAAUUUUUUCAUUUUUUUAAAAAUGGACUAUGUUAUUCUAUUGUACAGAAAUUUGCUCUUUCCUUUCCAUUAAAGGUCUUGUAUUUUACAGUAA